AUGAACGAUUCAAAUCCCACCCAAACCGAGCAUGAUGAGCUCCUUGAUCGGCUCCUGGACAAAAUCCACACAGAGGAGCAACUAGGGGUUAUCCAAUGCAAUGAGUUUGCCAAGAGUCCAAUGCCCAAGGAAAAUACAGCCAGACGAAAGGUUCUCGCCCUGGAUUGCGAGAUGGUCGGGGUUGAAGAUGGUCGCAAAGAGCUAGCGUUUCUGGUAGUCCUGGACGUCCUCACCGGAGAGGUUCUGAUCAACAAUUUCGUGAACCCCAUCAAUGUCGUUCGAAACUGGCACACUCGGUGGAGUGGCAUCACUUGUUCUGAUAUGAAAGCUGCAGUGAGGGAGAACAUCGCCCUUCGAGGGUGGAGAGCAGCGCGUGCCUCGCUAUUUGAAUAUAUGGAUCACGACACCAUACUUGUCGGACACGCACUGCAAAACGACCUCAACGCCUUGGGCGUACUACAUUCUACGGUAAUUGACACCGCAAUUCUCACCGCUGAUGCGGUGUAUGGACCGCUUGCUAGACCCUUUCGGAGGACUUGGAGUCUGAAAGCCUUGGCCAAAGACUUUCUUGGCCACGAGAUCCAAGCAGGUAAGAAUGGACACAGUGCGCUGGAGGACACUCUAGCCACUCGAGAUGUGUUAGUCUUUUGCACAAAGAACCCCCUAGAGUUUGAAACUUGGGCUGACAAGGCCCGAAGUGAGGAGCCGCCGGUCAAGCCCGAGGAACCGGAGGAGGAAUGUGAUGAAAGUUGGUUCAACUGA
Penicillium expansum is the source of this 762-nucleotide messenger RNA. Its product is annotated as 3'-5' exonuclease. Bases 1 to 762 code for a protein of 253 amino acids. Lineage: Eukaryota; Fungi; Ascomycota; Eurotiomycetes; Eurotiales; Aspergillaceae. Gene Ontology annotation, cellular component: nucleus. The transcript has 2 exons. Gene Ontology annotation, biological process: rRNA processing; ribosomal large subunit assembly. The record is from RefSeq and is a predicted model, not a curated record. Gene Ontology annotation, molecular function: exonuclease activity; nucleic acid binding.